AUGAAUUUUGUAUUGGCUUGUAAAGAUAGACAGGAUGCGUUUACAUUGGAUGUGUUAGAGGUUCCUCAGGGGUCUGGAUCAGGCUUUAUUUUGGAUACAGAAGGUCACAUAGUCACCAAUUAUCAUGUAAUUCAUGGUGCUUCUGAUCUCAGGGUCACUCUUGCUGACCAAUCUACUUACGAGGCCAAAGUUGUUGGGUAUGACCAAGACAAAGAUGUUGCUGUUUUGCGCAUUGAUGUACCUAAAGAUAAAUUGAGACCAAUACCUAUUGGUGUCUCUGCAGACUUGCUUGUUGGUCAAAAAGUCUUUGCUAUUGGGAACCCAGCUUCUAAGUAUUCUGCAAUCUUUGGGCUCAAAAGGGAAAUCAGCUCUGCUGCAACAGGACGUCCGAUUCAGGAUGUUAUACAGACUGACGCUGCUUUAAAUCCUGUUAACAGUGGAGGUCCACUCCUAGAUAGUUCUGGAAAUCUCAUUGGGAUAAAUUCUGCUAUAUACUCUCCUUCUGGUGCAUCUUCUGGUGUUGGUUUUUCAAUUCCUGUUGAUGCUGUUGGUGGCAUCGUAGCUCAGCUUGUGAAAUAUGGGAAAGUUACAAGACCUAUCUUGGGGAUAAAAUUUGCCCCAGAUCAAUCAGUGGAGCAACUAAGAGUUAGCGAAGUGCUUGUGCUAGCACCAGAAGGUCCUGCUGGCAAGGCGGGUCUUCUAUCUACAAAACGUGCUGCCUACGGACGACUUAUACUAGGGGAUAUUAUAACAUCAGUGAAUGGCAAGAAAGUUACUAAUGGUAGCGAUUUGUACAGAAUUCUUGACACCAGCAAAGUAGGGGAUAAGGGACUUAUUGUUUCAUCAUUUAGGUGA
Messenger RNA from Chenopodium quinoa (quinoa), 855 nucleotides. Its product is annotated as protease Do-like 1, chloroplastic. Gene Ontology annotation, molecular function: protein binding; serine-type endopeptidase activity. The record is from RefSeq and is a predicted model, not a curated record. The coding region runs from base 1 to 855 and encodes 284 amino acids. Lineage: Eukaryota; Viridiplantae; Streptophyta; Magnoliopsida; Caryophyllales; Amaranthaceae. Gene Ontology annotation, biological process: proteolysis. The transcript is spliced from 7 exons.